ACGAAGUUUGUUUCAUUAACAUUUUACGUUAAACCAAAGUUAUAGUCUAAAGGAAGGGUUAAUCAAAUAAUAAAAAAAGUUUUGUUACCGUGUAUCAGAAAGGCAAUGAUGUCCCAGAGGGACUGUAGCCUAUCUGUAAGAAUUGACUUUAUACGGCCUAAUCUAAAAGUUGUCAUGAGGAUGUUAAACAUUGUGGUUCAUUUAGAAAUGAGCUUUUUAUGAAACAUCUAGGCCUAGAAACAUCCUUGGUGUUUAAUGGUGUUUAGAAUAGCAAAAGGAAACCUAGAUUUUUUUUCUUUCUUUUCUUAUGCAACGAAAUCGAAAGUAGAAAGUUACCGGUGGCAAAGAAGAUCCUGAAGGAGAAUGGAGAGAGGGGUGUCUUUCUUUGGAUGGAAAGCUGUUAAAGACGGCAGUAAAUCUCUGUCCGAGAACCAGGAACCGGAGGCAGGCCGUGUAUAUACAAUGUUCCACGGCACACAUUUGACAAACGCCAAAACCAUCAUUGAUAAAGGAUUUAAACCCUCCAAAGAUGGAAUGCUGGGCCCCGGGGUUUAUGUCAGUCGUAACAUUGAUAAAGCCAAAUGUUACCCGCCUAAUACUGACAAGAAGGACAAAGUCGUUUUCAAACUGAGGGUUCGUGUGGGGAAAGUGAAGAAAAUAGACUGUGACAAUCAUCCUCUCCAGAAAUCGUGGCACCUCAACGGGUACGACUGCGCGUGGGUUCCACCAAACAGCAACAUCUCCUCCAUCAAGUCUGGUCGCGAGGAGGACUGCGUGUGGGACCCCAAGCGCAUCAGCGUGGUUGACGUGGCGUGCUGUGUGGAUGACGCUAAACGCCGGGAGCUUCGACGGAUGAUUCGCAAAAAGACGAAAACCGAAGGCUGCGAUCUGUGCAAACUCGACGCUUGUGAUGGCCACGAUGUUCAGCCGUGCUGGGAGUGCCAGGAGGACAUCUGCCCUUUUCAGGGAGAACACGUGUGCAAAGGCAGAAGGUUUAGAGAAAGAGACACAAUGUAACUCUUACCCUGUAUCUGUUAGAUCAUGAACAUGAAAAGGUCCCCAUACCUCCGUGUUUCUGAUAUCUGUGUUAAUGUGUAUAUUUUUGUAGCCUAUUUAAUUUAAAUGCUACCUGUGCCAUUUAUCUCUCUGUGGUUUGUAAUCGUGUAAAUUGUAAGUAAAUAUCAAUAAAAAAUAGUUGUUUCACAUUA
Carassius gibelio (silver crucian carp) is the source of this 1208-nucleotide messenger RNA. It is a transcript of the gene gig2o, whose product is annotated as grass carp reovirus (GCRV)-induced gene 2o. The coding region runs from base 364 to 1017 and encodes 217 amino acids. Gene Ontology annotation, cellular component: cytoplasm. The transcript has 2 exons. The record is from RefSeq and is a predicted model, not a curated record. NCBI's taxonomy places the organism in Eukaryota, Metazoa, Chordata, Actinopteri, Cypriniformes, Cyprinidae. Gene Ontology annotation, molecular function: NAD+ poly-ADP-ribosyltransferase activity.